Molecule: messenger RNA, 1288 nt
Organism: Salvia hispanica
Lineage: Eukaryota; Viridiplantae; Streptophyta; Magnoliopsida; Lamiales; Lamiaceae
Gene: PME5
Product: Pectin lyase-like superfamily protein
Biological process (GO): pectin catabolic process; cell wall modification
Molecular function (GO): pectinesterase activity
Source: RefSeq, a predicted model, not a curated record
UCCUGCAAUACAAUAUCUCUCUGUGAAAACAUUCUCUUACAUGCCAUUUUAUUGAAUUAAGUUCAAUAAAAAUGGCUGCUUCUCUUAACUUGUUCUUCUCCUCCUUCAAUUUUAAUUUAAUUAAUAUUACUACUAUUCUCAUAAUUCUUUCUCUCUCUCUAAAUGCAGGAAAUUCAGCUAGCGACAAUUCAACUUCCGGCAAGCACCACCACAAAUGGGUGGGGCCCUCCGGACACCGUGUCAUCACAGUCGACGUCAACGGCCUGGCGGACUACCCGACAGUUCAGGAGGCAGUGGACGCCGUCCCUCCGAAUAACAUGAAGAAUGUCCUCAUUCUCAUCGCUGCUGGUUGCUACAUAGAAAAGGUGGUGGUUCCAGCGUCCAAACCGUACAUAACGUUUCAAGGAGCGGGAAGAGAGAGAACGGUGAUCGAGUGGCAUGAUAGAGCAAGUGAUAAGGGAGCAGAUGGGCAGCAGCUCCGGACUUAUCACACUGCUUCUGUCUCCGUUUUUGCUAAUUAUUUUAUCGCCAGAAAUAUUAGCUUCAAGAACACUGCACCGGCGCCAAUGCCGGGGAUGCAAGGAUGGCAGGCGGUGGCGUUCAGAAUUUCCGGCGACAAGGCCUUCUUCUCCGGCUGCGGUUUCUAUGGAGCUCAGGAUACUCUUUGCGACGACGCCGGCCGCCAUUAUUUCAAGGAAUGUUACAUUGAGGGUUCUAUAGACUUCAUUUUUGGCAAUGGAAGGUCUAUGUACAAAGAUUGUGAGCUACAUUCUAUUGCAACGAGAUUCGGGUCCAUAGCGGCCCAAGAUAGAAACUUGCCCGAUGAAAAGACCGGGUUUGCAUUUCUAAAUUGCCGGGUCACCGGAACCGGUCCACUCUACGUGGGGCGUGCAAUGGGCCAGUACUCCCGGAUUGUCUUCUCGUACACCUACUUCGAGGAUGUGGUCGCUCGCGGGGGAUGGGACGAUUGGGAUCACGUCAGCAACAAAAACAAGACUGUAUUUUUUGGAGUGUACAAAUGUUCUGGGCCGGGAGCAGCAGCGGUACGUGGAGUGUCAUGGGCCCGAGAAUUGGACUACGAUACGGCCCAUCCAUUUCUUGCUAAGAGUUUUGUCAAUGGAAGGCAUUGGAUUUCACCUACAGAUGCUUAAUAUUAUUCGAUUAUUCUUUUUUGCUCCGUGUAUAUUUAUUCUUUAUUCAUUUCAUUCCUAUCAUUUAUUUAUUAAAUCCGAAUAAACUUCUACACCUGUAAUAUCAUUUUAGUAUACUGAAUUUAUUUUUUUAGUGA